This is a messenger RNA of Aspergillus oryzae RIB40, 741 nucleotides long. RefSeq lists its product as uncharacterized. The record is from RefSeq and is a predicted model, not a curated record. Bases 1 to 741 code for a protein of 246 amino acids. Lineage: Eukaryota; Fungi; Ascomycota; Eurotiomycetes; Eurotiales; Aspergillaceae. The transcript has 2 exons.
AUGGCACCACAAUCAAUUGUCCUCAUCUCUGGCGCAAACCGGGGUCUCGGCUACGAGACAGCCAAAAAUCUACUUCUGUCAGGCAACUACCACAUUAUCAUCGGUAGUCGAGACUGCUCGAAGGGCGAUGCAGCAGCCGACUCUCUCCGCACCCUGCCUGGCAUCCACGGCACCGUGUCAACGAUCCAGCUAGACGUAACGGACGAUCAGUCCGUUGAUGACGCAAAAGCACGUAUUGAAUCGGACUUCGGCCAUCUGGACGUGCUCGUCAAUAAUGCAGGCAUCUAUCUCCUCAACCAAGAGGCUGUCCGUGAUGCCCUGCGGCUUACUCUUGAGACCAACGUCACGGGUGCGGCAAGUCUGACAGAAGCGCUGCUUCCUCUACUCCUGAAGUCUACUAACCCCCGGUUGGUCUUUGUGAGCUCUUCCAAUGGGUCAAUGACAUAUAAUCUCGAUCCGAACUCCCCGCACGGUGGCACACAUGCCACGGAACAUCGCGUAGCCAAAGCUGCACUCAAUAUGUUACUAGUGCAGUACCAUAUGAAGUUGAAGAGCGUUAAAGUCCUGGGUGCGGAUCCGGGAUUCUGUGCAACUGAUGUCAUUGGAGAUGCGGACGCGUUGCGCAGAAUGGGCGCGACAGAGCCGGAGGUUGGGGCGCAGAUUAUCGCCUCGGUCGUGAAAGGAGAGAAGGAUGACCAGCCGGGAAGGGUUCAUGGCCCUCAGGGUAUUGUACCGUGGUAA